Molecule: messenger RNA, 3798 nt
Organism: Fonticula alba
Lineage: Eukaryota; Rotosphaerida; Fonticulaceae
Exons: 3
Coding region: 1-3798 (1265 amino acids)
Source: RefSeq, a predicted model, not a curated record
AUGACCGCCUUGGCCACCAUGCGCGCCGAGCUGGCUGCGCAGCUCCCCGAGACCGGGACUGCCAGCCUCGGAGACCACUUCUGCCUUGUGGAGCAGGAGUCUCCGGCCGAGGCGGACUUCAUCCUGGAGGAGCAUUUCCCGGUCCUGUCCGGCGCCGAGAUCGGGGCUGCCCACUUGACCGAGGGGUUCUUCGAUCCGCGCAGCCCGGCGCUUGUGCGGCUCCGCACGCCGGUCCGCCCGGGCGCGGCCCCGAUGGCCGAUCGCCACCCGCUGGCCGCGCACCUUGCGCUGGCCCAUCUCGAGGAGGGGUUCUUCGACCCGCGCAGCCCGUCGGCCGUGGUGCACCGGACCCCGGUCAAGCCUGGUACCAUGGCCGAGGCCCCGGCCACUCCGAGCCCCCCGGUCCCCGAGCCGUCGGGGGUCGCUGCGGCCACCGCGCGCAUGGCCUCGGCCGAUCUGGAUGAGGGCUUUUUCGACCCGCGCAGCCCGGCCAUCCUCCUUCACCGGACUCCGGUUCGGCCGCUGGACAAGCCGACGGUCCACGCGGCGCGCAUGGCCUCGGCCCAGCUGGAAGAUGGUUUCUUUGAUCCCCGUAGCCCGGCGGCCGUGUUGCACCGGACCCCGGUCCGUCCGGGCGGUGCUGCUGCCCCUGCACCGGGGGCCUCUGUCCACCCGGGGCAUGUGGCCCGGAUGGCGUCGGCCGAUUUGGCCGAGGGGUUCUUCGAUCCGCGCAGCCCGGCGGCCGUGCUGCACCGGACCCCGGUGCGGCCGGCCACCACUGCCCCCGCCGUGGCCCCGGCCGAUGGGUCUGUCCAUGGUGCUGCGCGUUUGGCAUCGGCCGAGCUGGAGGAGGGGUUCUUCGACCCGCGGAGCCCGGCGGCCGUGCUGCGUCGGACGCCGGUCCGGCCAGGCGCCACGGCCCCUGGGUCAUCCAUCCGCAUGCACAUUGCGCGCUUGGCGUCGGCCGACUUGGAUGCCGGGUGCUUCGACCCGCGGAGCCCGUCGGCGGUGCUGAGCCGGACGCCGGUCCGCCCGGGCACGAGCCAGGCCGCAUCCUCUCGGCGCCCGGCCACCGUCCACAUCGCGCGCCUGGCUGCUGCCCACCUGGAGGAGGGGUUCUUCGACCCGCGGAGCCCGUCGGCGGUCCUGCACCGGACGCCGGUCCGGCCGGGCGAGCCCUCGGCCGCCUCCCUGGCCAGGGAUCCGACCACGCCCCGCGCGCCCGCCACGGCCGUGGUGCGCCUGGCUGCGGCCCAUCUGGAGGAGGGUUUCUUCGAUCCCCGGAGCCCGACGGCUCUGGUUCACCGGACCCCGGUCCGGCCGGCCGAAGACCCGGUGCCCACCUUCAUGGCAGACCCGACGGCCCUUGUCGCGCGCCUGGCCGCUGCUCGGCUGGAGGAGGGCCCGUCGGCUGUCUUCCGUCGGACGCCGGUCCGGCCGGAGGGCCCUGCCCUCGCCGAGGCGCCGGUCACGACCAACCCCCGGGUGUACGAGGCCCGUCUGGCGUCGGGCGACCUGGAUGAGGGCUUUUUCGACCCGCGGAGCCCGGCGGCCGUGCUGCACCGGACGCCAGUCCGGCCGGGCACGGCGGCCACUCUGCCGGGCCCCCACGUGGCGCACAUGGCCUCGGCCCAGCUUGCUGAUGGGUUCUUCGACCCGCGCAGUCCGGCGGCCGUGUUGCACCGGACGCCGGUCCGGCCAGGCACUGCCGCCCCGGCUGCCGCGGCCCCCCUGGCGCGUCUGGCCUCUGCCGACCUGGAGGCCGGGUUCUUCGAUCCCCGGAGCCCAUCGGCCGUGCUUCACCGGACGCCGGUCCGGCCGGGAGUGGCCCCGGUUGAGGCCAACCCCCGCGUGCAUGCUGCGCGCCUGGCAUCGGCCGACUUGGAGGCGGGGUUCUUCGACCCGCGUAGCCCGUCGGUGGUCAUGCACCGGACUCCGGUUCGGCCGGCCGACCCGCCGGCCGCCAUGCCGCCAUCCACCGUGUGCCUGGCGUCGGCCGACCUGGAGGAGGGGUUCUUCGAUCCGCGCAGUCCGACGGCCGUGCUGUGCCGGACGCCGGUCCGGCCGGCCGAGGCGGCCGCCGGUCCGGGCACGCCCUCCCCCCCGGCGGCCGCGCGCUUGGCAUCGGCCGAUCUGGCGGCCGGGUUCUUCGACCCGCGGAGCCCGACGGCCGUGCUGCACCGGACGCCGGUCCAGCCAUCGUCGGCCGCCGCCCCGGGCUCGGAUGCGGCCUUCGACCCGCGGAGCCCGUUGCUGGUCGUGCGCCGGACGCCGGUCAAGGUCUUCCGCUUUGGCACCGCCACCAUGGUCGCCGAGGGGCCGGCCCCGGACGCGGUCAGCCCCGCGGCCACGGUUUGCUGGUCGCUGGAGCCCGUGGUGCCGGGUGUGCCUGAUGCCGGGUCCGAGCCCCUCGAGCCCGGGAUGGCGGACGCCGCCAAGCCCGAGCCGGAGGCCGUUUCGCUGCUGGUGCGCAUGGCCUCGGCCGACCUGGAUGAGGGGGCCUUCGAUCCGCGCAGCCCGGCGGUCGUCCGCCGCCGGACGCCCGUCCGCCCGGCCGACACACACACCGCCCCUGGGCCCGCCCCGGCCGAGGCGCCCACCACGCCGGCCCAACCAGCCGACCGGUCUCUCUACAUCAGCAUUGGGAGCUUGUCCCUCAUGCCGAGCCCAGGCCGCCUGUCGACCAUGGACAGCGCGGCCGAGGAGGAGCUGCAGCUCCUGUCCCCGGCCGACGUUGCUGCCGUUGCGUUGCUGGCGACCAAGCCGACCGAUGCCGCGGUCGCAGCUCCCUCCGACGAGACUGUCUCCGCCGAGGCUCCCGCCACAACGCCUGCCUCUGCCGAGUCCCCCACCGCAGAGUCCCCCACCGCGGAGUCCCCCACCGCGGAGUCCCCCACCGCGGAGGCCGCCAGCGCGGAGGCCCCUGCCGCGGAGGCCCCCGCCGUUUCCACUCCUAAUGUCCCUGUCCGGCCCCUGGGGUCGCAGGUUCUUUUCAAACCAACUCUGGGCCUUUCCUCCCCGGCUGCGCCCCGGAAGAAUGCCACCUCGCAUGGUACACCGACGACCGCUGGCGGCCGGUCGGGCUUCGUGCUGCCCGGGGUGACCUCCAGUACGCCCAACCGGCGCCGCGCGCUGGGCCUGGACUCGAGUGCGGCUGGCGGCUCGCCGCUGGGCGCCAGUCCCUCGCGUCUGGCCACCGGCACAGUGCUGCCCUUCAGUUCGCCGGCCGGUGGGGGGCCGGCGCCGGCCCUGGCCGCGCGUGCCCGGUCCCGGUCGACCCUUGGCCCGAUGGUUCUGCCGUCGGCGGUUGCCGCGGACUCGCCGGCGGCCGGGGCCACAUCGGCGGCGGGCACUUCGCGCCCGGGCAUGCGGUCCUCCGGCCCCGGCGCCCUGGUGCCUGGGCGCCUGCAAAUCGACACGACGCUGGCCGCUCGGGCCGCGGCCGCCACCGGCUCGCCGCGUGUCGACUCGACCACCACCCCCCGCGAGCCGCUGUCUGCCACCGGCCCCCUCAGCGCCAACACCCUCUUCCCGGCGGCCCAUGUGCAGCUUGGCGGCGUGGGCCAGGAGAAUGCCGGGCCUGGGGGCUCCUUUGCCAGUGGUGCCGGCGCCGGCGCUGCCGCUGGCACCCCGGGCAAGAAGCUGGCCUCCGGUGCAUCUGGUGGCACCCCGGGCAUGAAGUUGGCCCCUGGCGGCGCCGGUCCGCUGGUGCCGGACCUGGUGGGGCGCGGUGUCGGUCGCACUCCCCUCACACCGCUCACCCUCACAGGCCCCGACUCGCCGCUCAUCAUCCGCUAG